AUUAAUUGUAAUUUGAUUUAUCAAAAAAUAUGUUUUGUCCUUUUCAUUUGUCUUAUUUAUCAUUCUGCAUAAAUCCAAUCUUAAAGUCUAAACCCUAAACAUGGUCCCACCUAUGCGCCACAAUACACAUAAAUUUGAACAGCUACGAUUCGAGACAUCAACGCUACUUAACUACCACACACAAAAACCAACAUAAAAUAAACCGCAAUCCGCACGCGCCGACCACAAGCGCGUCAUCACCACAGCCCAACCAGAUCUUUCCCAUACCCAAUCUCCACUGCAACAACAGCUCCAACAAAAUUCAUCAAUGGCAGCAUCUCCAUAAAUCCUACAUGAUUGAUCAAAUUCAUUGCAAAUAACAGUAAUAAAUGGAGUCGGAGCUCAAGGUCCUAACUCGGCAGUCCACGAGCCAGCGGCCCGGGCCCGAACCCGAACAAGAUGACCGGCCGCUUCUCAAACCGGAACCCGAACCGGACACGCCGCAGAGACCUGCUCCCGAACCGGGGCAGAGCAUCGAGGAGAUGGAGAAGAAGUACGCGGCGUACGUGCGGCGUGACGUGUACGGUACGAUGGGGCGUGGGAAGCUGUCGUGGGCGGAGAGACUGUGGCUGGUGCCGAGAUUGGUGAUCCUGGUGCCGAUAAGAGUGGUAGCGGGGAUGACGAUUCUGGUCAGCUACUACGUGAUUUGUAGGGUUUGCACGGCGUUCCGGGCGCCGAACAGGGAGGAAGGCGGGGAGGAGCAGGAGGAUUACGCGCACCUCCGAGGGUGGCGGAGGGCGGUGAUCCUCCGCACCGGGAGGUUUCUGUCCAGGGCGAUGCUUUUUGUGUUCGGCUUCUAUUGGAUAUCGGAGACGAGUAAUGAGAAUGAAUCAGGCGAUCACUCCGAUGGGUUGAAAAGAUAUGGGGCUAUCAUAUCAAAUCAUGUAUCAUAUAUAGAUAUUCUAUACCAUAUGUCUUCCUCGUUUCCAAGUUUUGUCGCUAAGAGAUCAGUGUCAAAACUUCCUCUUGUUGGUCUCAUAAGCAAGUGUCUCGGGUGUGUCUUUGUACAGAGGGAGUUAAAAUCAUCAGAUUUCAAAGGCGUCUCAGGUGUUGUAACUGAAAGAAUUCGAGAAGCCUAUCAAGACGAGUUUGCUCCAAGGAUGAUUAUUUUCCCAGAAGGCACGACCACAAACGGAGACUACCUUCUUCCAUUCAAGACUGGUGUAUUUCUGGCAAAGGCUCCAGUUCAACCUGUUAUCUUAAGAUACCCCUACCGGAGAUUCAGUCCUGCAUGGGAUUCCAUUUCUGGGGCACGCCAUGUAAUUCUUCUUCUGAGUCAGUUUGUAAAUCACAUUGAAGUGAGACGACUACCUGUGUAUCAUCCCUCAGAACAAGAAAUGGAAGAUCCAAAGCUUUAUGCCGCGAAUGUCAGAAAGCUGAUGGCUCAAGAGGGUGAUUUGAUUCUUUCAGAUAUUGGAUUGCCAGAGAAACGCGUAUAUCAUGCAGCUCUCAAUGGUAAUAUUAGCAUGCCUAGUGUUUUGCAUCAGAAAGGCGAUUGAUAAUAUCUUCGCCUCGCUCGAGAAGAAUAUAUUUGGUGUUCUCUUCAACUUCUGUAACCAUAUUAUUAUUAUUAUUAAUAUAUGCACGCAGAUUAAAUCGAAAUGUUACUUGUUGCUGUGGAAUUGCUGUGUGUAAUAUUACAGAUAAACAAUGCCCUGAUACACACACUGCAAAGAUGGUUGUUAAUCUGAAUGAUCUCUUUGGUGUUCCUGCAG
Messenger RNA from Salvia miltiorrhiza (redroot sage), 1754 nucleotides. Its product is annotated as lysophospholipid acyltransferase LPEAT1-like. NCBI's taxonomy places the organism in Eukaryota, Viridiplantae, Streptophyta, Magnoliopsida, Lamiales, Lamiaceae. Gene Ontology annotation, biological process: phospholipid metabolic process. Gene Ontology annotation, cellular component: endoplasmic reticulum. Gene Ontology annotation, molecular function: lysophosphatidylethanolamine acyltransferase activity. The coding region runs from base 369 to 1538 and encodes 389 amino acids. The record is from RefSeq and is a predicted model, not a curated record. The transcript is spliced from 8 exons.